GGAUGUUGCUCAAAUCAUAUGUGCACCCCCGGAAGGGGCAGGAGCAGGUUGAUGACAUCACCCUAUGUUGAAGGACUGCUGAGGGAAGAAGGUGGAGAGUGGUAGCGGUGGAAUCAGGUAGAGGAGUUUAUUAUGGAGAUGGAACUUUAACCAAUAACACAUUGGAGAUAUUUCAUAAUCCCACCAAAAAGAUGGAGGAUAAAGGUGACAAUGACGGCAGUAUCUGUGAAGAUGAUCUUGGUAAUAAGCUAAAAGUGCGGAAAAGGCGUUCUGCUCGCAGGUCGUCUCGCCUAUCUGCAUCUGUUGGAAGAGAAUCCACUUCCCGUACCACCGUUACUGCACCCGGUGACCAGACAAAGGCCUCAAAUCCUGACUCUUGUAAGGAGGAAAAUUUAGAUGGCCAUAAUGGAUUUUCAGGCCAGCAGAAAAACAUUCGGGUGAAAGAAGAACAUGUGUGCUCAGGGGAAGAAGACCUAUCCUGGACAGUAGAAGAUGUGUCCUCCAGGGAAGCGGACACAUCUGGGAAAGUAGAUGUGUCCUCCAGGGAAGCGGACACAUCUGGGAAAGUAGAUGUGUCCUCCAGGGAAGCGGACACAUCUGGGAAAGUAGAAGAAGAUGUGUCCUCCGGGGAAGAAGGUGCAUCUUCUGGGGCAAAUGAUCUAGGGAACAUUGAGACUUUUAUAGUUCAAGACUCUCCCGUUACUCAGCAUAAACGGAAACGGGACGUGUCGAAGUUAGGCCGAUCCAAAGAGAUCCCAGAGGACCUCAGGAAGCAAGUUGUUGAAGCUCAUAAGAGCGGAAAGGGUUACAAAAAGAUCGCCAAAAACUUGAAUAUGCAUCUGUCCACAGUCAGAAAGAUCGUUUACAAAUGGAAAAAAUUCAGCACGGUCGCCACUCUUCCUAGGAGCGGGCGUCCUACAAAGAUCAGCGCGAAGGCACGCAACACAAUCCUCAAACAUAUAAGGGACAACACCAUGGUGACUGCAAAAGACCUGAAGGCAUCUCUGGCACUUGAUAAUAUCAACGUUCAUGAGUCUACUAUCAGGAAAACUCUGAGCAAGUGGUGUUCAUGGGACUUUACCAUGGAGGAGGACACUGCUCCUCAACAAGAAUAAUUUGGAGUCUGACUCAAGUUUUCUGAAGACCACUUGGAUUUUUCACAGCCCCAAUGGAACAAUUUUCUUUAGAAAAACAUUAAGCUGUUUUAGUAUACAGUGGAACCUCGAAUUGCGAGUAACGCGGUUAAUG
Messenger RNA from Rana temporaria (common frog), 1248 nucleotides. RefSeq lists its product as uncharacterized. Bases 192 to 1115 code for a protein of 307 amino acids. The transcript has 2 exons. Lineage: Eukaryota; Metazoa; Chordata; Amphibia; Anura; Ranidae. The record is from RefSeq and is a predicted model, not a curated record.